This is a messenger RNA of Galeopterus variegatus (Sunda flying lemur), 2303 nucleotides long. RefSeq names its product TIMELESS interacting protein (gene TIPIN). Gene Ontology annotation, biological process: replication fork arrest; DNA replication checkpoint signaling; replication fork processing. The transcript is spliced from 8 exons. Gene Ontology annotation, molecular function: DNA binding. The record is from RefSeq and is a predicted model, not a curated record. NCBI's taxonomy places the organism in Eukaryota, Metazoa, Chordata, Mammalia, Dermoptera, Cynocephalidae. Gene Ontology annotation, cellular component: nucleus; replication fork protection complex. Bases 1029 to 1886 code for a protein of 285 amino acids.
UACCUCAGCUCGGGAACCCGGGGUUCUUCUUGCUGCAGCUCAGUGGUCAUCACUGGGCUGGUUGUGCAUGUAAGGGGGGCAUGCUGAGGCCUGGGGUGUAUGGGGUUCUAAAUCUGUGACCUUAAUGUUAGCAGCAUUACGCUCUCCCAAGUGAGUUAACCGGAUAGCCCCCAGGGAAUAGCAUUCAAGACUGGAAAUAGCAUUUGCUAAGAUCCAGUGGUCUGAGGGAUAUAGCUCUUUCAGUGAACUGAAAGAAAAAGCAUAGGAUGGUGUGAAGUCUGGAGAGAUAGGAAGAAGCCACAUAACACAGGGCCUUGGAGUUUUAUCUUUAUCCUAAGAGUGAUCAGAAGCCAUUGAAAUUCUUAAGCCAAUUCAUAUCAGUUUUACAUUUUCUUUUCUUUCUUUUGUUUUGGUGGCUGGCCAGUAUGGGGAUCCAAACCCUGGGCCUUGGUGUGAUCAGCACCGUACCCUAACCAAGUGAGCUAACUGGCCAGCCCAAGCUUUACAUUUUCAAAGGUUCAGUUUAGUUAUAAUAUGGAAAAUGGAUAGAAGGAGGCAAAAGUAGAUGGGAGUAAUGGAGUAAUCCAAGGAAGAAACUUUGGAAAUUGGUUAUGGAGAUAGAAAUGGACAGAUUUAAGGCAUAUUUAGGAAGUAAAAUGGAUGGGAUAUGUGGUGUAGGGGGAAGGAAGUGUCAAAGAUGACUUGUAGGUUUCUGACUUGCAUAGCUGGAUAGAUGUCAUUCACUGAAUUAGGAAAUUUUGAAGUUCAGUUUUGUACAUGAUGAGUUAUAGGUGCCUUUGUGACAUUUGAGAGCUGUAAAGUAGGGAUCUGGAACUCAGAGUUAAGGCCUAGGGUGGAGAUAAAAAUUGAGUCAUCUAUAAAAAAGUUAUUGUUAGGGCCAUGUGCAUAAGUGAUUGAAGAGAUGGCCUAGGAUGGAGUCUUGGAAACUUAGUGGCCAGGUUAGAAGAUGAACCUGCAAAGAAGAUCCAGGAAGAGUGUCCAGAAAGGGAGGAAAGCCAGAGGAAAAGAUGCUAGAACCACAGGAGAAUGGCUUGAUUGACCUACCAGAUUAUGAGCAUGUAGAAGAUGAAACUUUUCCUCCUUUCCCACCUCCAGCCUCUCCACAUGGUGAAAGAGUUGAACCUGAUGAAGAGUUAGGGAGUGGAGCACCUGUUCCUGUACCUCCAAAGAGAACAGUUAAAAGGAAUAUACCCAAGCUGGAUGCUCAGAGAUUAAUUUCAGAGAGAGGGCUUCCAGCCUUGAGACAUGUGUUUGAUAAGGCAAAAUUCAAAGGUAAAGGUCAUGAGGCUGAAGACUUGAAGACGCUAAUCAGACACAUGGAGCACUGGGCACAUAGGCUAUUCCCUAAACUACAAUUUGAGGAUUUUAUUGACAGAGUUGAAUAUCUGGGAAAUAAAAAGGAAGUUCAGACCUGUUUAAAACGAAUUCGACUUGAUCUCCCUAUUAUACACGAAGAUUUUGUUAGCAAUAAUGAUGAAGUAGGGGAAAAUAAUGGCCAUGAUGUAACUGCUACCGAAUUAGAUCCCUUUUUGACAAACUCAUCUGAAAAUGAGAAGUUUGCUUCUGAGCCAAGUAGAAGCUUAACAGAAGAGCAACAACAAAGAAUUGAGAGAAAUAAACAACUGGCCUUGGAAAGAAGGCAGGCAAAGCUACUGAGUAAUAGUCAGUCCCUAGGAAAAGACAUGUUAAUGAACACACCUAGGGCACCGACAGUUGAAGAUGUUAAUACUGAUGAGGAUCAAAAUGAGUCAAAUGGAUUAAGCAAAGACAUUCUAGACAAUCCACAUAAUGCUACUCCUGCCAAUACUGUAAAUGAAGAGGAGGAAUUAAAAUUUGAGGAAACACAACUAGACCAAUCCUUUUAAAAUGUACGAUCCUUUAUGCUCCAUCCAGAAACGUUACCGAGGUUAGAUAGGCCUCCACUAAGAGAAAAUGUGUCUAUUAACUUGCUAUCCUGAAAGUUUGGGAUUACUACAUAUUUUGUUUACUUUGAGUGAAAAUCCUUAGGUAGUAAAACUUUUACAGAUUCUCGUUUAAAAUCUGGUAUUUAUUUAUAAUUAUGCUUGUCACAUAUUAACUUUGGUUAAUCUAUUCUUUUUAGUGUUUAUUUUUAUGUAGAUUUGACUUAUAAAAUGAUUAGUAAUUAAUUGGCAGCUUCUGCUUGUGUGCCAUUGAGUGCCUUAUUUUCACUAAAUUGGGUGAUGUUUUGAGAUAUAAAUAUAUAUUGAAUAUUAAUGUCCGUUUUUAAAAAGAAGUAAAAAUAAAAAUUAUCUUACAAACUA